UCUCAUUGUUUCUCUGUCCAGUGGAGGGAGAGCUGCAGCUUUUCACUGUUUAAAUGUUCUUCAUCCAACAGAGACAAACUGCUGGAGGAAAAUAAUUCAUCUGACAGCAAAGAUGCAGUGGAGUCUGAUUCUGCUCUUCCUGAUGGCUCAGUGUUGUUUCAUGGACUGUCAGCUCUAUCAGUUUCUCUACAUUAAUGAGAAUAAGACCUGGACUGAAGCUCAGCAGUACUGCAGAGAGAAACACACUGACCUGGUCACAGUGACUAACAUGAAGGACAUGAAGAGACUCAUCAACAUCUCAGCUGGAGAAAUGAAGGAAGCUUGGAUUGGUCUGUAUAAUCAAACACAUGGUACCAGAACAUGGUACUGGUCUCUGCCUGGAGUGGAGUUCAAUGAAAGUGAGACAAACUGGAUAUCAGGAGAACCAAAGGAUAGAAAGAACUGUGGACAUUUGUUUAAAGGCCUCAGAUGGAGAUGGAUAUCUAUUGAUUGUAGUCAAGGUUUACAUUUCCUUUGUUAUAGUGAAAGUGACACAUCCAAGAAAUACCACUUGAUUAAAGAGGAGAAGUCCUGGCAGGAAGCUCAGAGUUACUGCAGAGAGAAACACACAGACCUGAUCAGUGGAACGAAGCAGAUAGAGGAUGAAGAAGUGGAGAAAUUGAUGAACUCUGCAGACCCUCCACAAUUAUAUAUUGGUCUGUUCAGAGACACCUGGAGGUGGUCAGAUGGAAGCAGUUUCUCCUUCAGACACUGGAAUCUACAGUUUAACAAUCAGCAAUACAUCAAUGGUCAAUGUGCCAUGACUGUGUUUGAUGAUGGAGGCAGAUGGAGGAAUGAGAACUGUGCUGAAAGAAAACCCUUCAUCUGUUAUGAUGAUGAAUUGAUCCUGAUUAAAGAAAAUAAAACCUGGGAGGAUGCCUUGUACUACUGCAGAGAUCAUCACCAUGACCUGGUCACCAUCACCAACAUGGAGGAUCAGAGAUUAGUCCAGCAGGAAGCCCAGUUUGCAUCGACUGAUUAUGUCUGGAUUGGACUGAGCUACGCCUGGACUCUGGAUUUCUGGUUCUGGGUCAGUGAUGAGAUGGUCAGCUAUGAGAACUGGGCCAAAGGUCAACCGAUGGAUGACUGUGACAUGUCUGGAGCCAUGGAGACGAAAAGGAACCAUCAGUGGUCCAAAAGAAAUGAUGCUGAGAAGUUUAAUUUCAUCUGUUCUAAAGAGUGAAAUCCAUUCUGUGCUUCUUCGUAAAUAUUUCUUUGAAAAAAAGGUAUAUCAGUUUUAAGUGAAUUAGAAGAUAAAGUAAUUAUCCACAAUUGCUAAAUGUUCUAAACAACAUUUUCGAUUAAUUCAGCAGAGACGUAUGCUUUCUAACCAAUGCACUCUGUAGAACGUUUCUUAGUUAUUUGGUGAUCUUUGUUCUCACAAAACAUUGCAUAGGAUCCAUACUAAAAAUGUGUGUG
Molecule: messenger RNA, 1458 nt
Organism: Poecilia latipinna (sailfin molly)
Lineage: Eukaryota; Metazoa; Chordata; Actinopteri; Cyprinodontiformes; Poeciliidae
Product: C-type mannose receptor 2-like
Exons: 4
Coding region: 113-1222 (369 amino acids)
Source: RefSeq, a predicted model, not a curated record